GGGGACCGGAAGCGGGGCGCGGGCGAGCGGCCGCGGGCGGAGCGGAGAGGCAGCAGGUGCGGAGCGGGGCCGGCCGGGACGGGACGGGGCGGGGCGGUCGCGGCGCGGGGGCCGGGCUCCCCUCCUCCCCGGGGGCCGCCGCUCCGCGCGGAGGAGCCGCUGCCGGAGCAGUGGGGCUUCUCCACAGCGAACCGGGUCCCACGAGGCAGAGCCGAGCUGCUCGUUCCCGCCGGCGUCUCCUCCGCCGGGCCCCGCUGCACCCGGGGCGCUCUGCACGGGGCGGGGCCCUCGCGAUAAGAAAGACAUUGAGGGCCUGGAACGUGUCCGGAGGAGAGCGACGAAACUGGUGAAGAACAAACCUUACGAGGAGCGGCUGAGGGAGCUGGGGUUGUUUAGCCUGGAGAAGAGGCUGAGGGGAGACCUCACUGCUCCCUACAGAUACCUGAAAGGAGGUUGCAGAGAGUUCUGUGCGCCAGGAAGCAGCAGAAAAAUCUGUGACACACUCUUCCUGACGGAGGCUGCAGGAGGAAGGAAGGGUUGGCAGGCAGUUGGAGUAUUUGUCAGAUGGAGAAAAGAAAAUGCUCUGAAUGUGAAGUAGACAGCACCCACCAGGACCGAGUCUGUCUGAAAACACCUUCCUUCACCCAAAGGCCUGUUUGUCAUCAAGAGGGAACCUUCACCACGGCCAAACUCGGCAAGUGAUGGGCUCAGAGAACAGCGCUUUAAAGAGCUACGCACUAGAAGAGCCACCGUUCACACUGCCAACUGGACACACCAUUUAUCCGGCCGUGCUACAGGAUGGCAAACUUGCUUCAGUCUUUGUGUACAAGCGAGAGAAUGAAGAUAAGGUUAAUAAAGCUGCCAAGCACCUGAAAACCUUGCGCCACCCUUGCCUUCUACGUUUCCUCUCUUGCAUUGUGGAAGCAAAUGGAAUCCACCUGGUUACAGAACGUGUGAAGCCUUUAGAGAUGGUCCUGGAGACACUCUCUUCUGCAGAAAUCUGUGCAGGGAUCUACGAUGUGCUGCUGGCACUCAUCUUCCUCCACGACAGGGGAAGACUAACGCAUAACAAUGUCUGUCUAUCAUCCGUGUUUGUAAGUGAGGAUGGACAUUGGAAGCUGGGAGGAAUGGAAACAGUCUGUAACUUCAGUGAAGCCACCCCGGAGUUCCUCUAUCAUGUCAAGUUGGUACGAGACCAGUCAUCCAUCCCCUGCGAGGAGAUGUCUGCAGAUUUCAAAAUGCUGCCCAGCAGCUAUGGGCACGCAAGGGAUGCCUACGCGUUUGGAACAAUGGUUGAAACUCUUCUGACAGUCCUAAACGAUCAGGUUUCAGCAGAUAUUCUCUCCAGCUUUCAGCAAACCUUGCACUCUACACUGCUGAAUCCAGAUCCAAAGUGUCGCCCACCACUGUCCAGCUUAUUGUCUCAUGAGUUCUUCAGGAAUGAUUUCCUGGAAGUUGUGAAUUUUCUGAAGACUUUAACACUAAAGUCUGAGGAGGAAAAAACUGAAUUUUUCAAAUUCCUGCUGGACAGGGUGGCCGGCUUGUCAGAGGAGCUGAUAGCGUCACGGCUGGUGCCUCUUCUACUCAAUCAGCUUGUGUUUGCAGAACCUGUAGCUGUCAAGAGUUUUCUUCCUCAUCUGCUGGGUCCAAAGAAAGAGCAAAAUGGAGAAAGCCAGACCAGCUGCCUCCUGUCGCCAGCCUUGUUCCAGACGCACGUCAUUCCUGUGCUGCUGAAGCUGUUUGAGGUUCACGAAGAGCACGUGCGAAUGGUGUUGCUGUCUCACAUUCAUGCCUACGCGGAACUGUUCUCACAGGAGGAGCUGAAAAACAUCAUAUUGCCACAGGUGUUGCUGGGCCUUCGCGAUACCAGUGACUCCAUCGUUGCGAUAACACUGCACAGCUUGGCAGUUCUCGUCUCCCUGCUUGGCCCUGAAGUAGUUGUAGGUGGAGAAAGAACGAAGAUUUUCAAAAGCUCUGCGCCAAGUUUCAUGAAGACUGCUGAUCUCUCCCCAGAAGCCUCCCCUAGUCGCAUCGUAAGCAAUCAGAGGAACCGAACCACUCGGCCUUUGAAGAAUUCCAGUGUGUUCCCUGUCUCUGGAAGUGUACCAGUUAAGAAGCUUUCUGUGCAACAAGACAAUCCACUGGCUUUAAAGACAAGUGAGCAAUUUGUUCAGUCUCCCCUGAAUGGAAUUCCUGGAAGCAUUAAUAUGCUAGGGAGCAGCAGGAACUCUUUGACUACCUCUGAAAAGCCAGUGGAAGAAUGGCCGGACUGGAGUGAGCCCGAGGAGACAGACACUGAGAAAACUGUGAACAUUCAAAUCCAGCCUCGAGAGCCACAGGGCAGUGUGGGACCUUAUUUUGCUGAACACGAUGUGGAUGAGAAGCCUUGGGAUGACUUUGAGCCCAGCAGCCCCAGUCCUGACCUGUCCUCAGGAAACUGCAUCACUGUGACACAAGCUGAUACCGUUGAAAGACCGAGACCCCCACCAGGCACCCCUCAACUGAGCAAAGAAUUCAGAAGCCUCAGACUGAGUCCCCCUGCAAAGUCCUGCCCUGGGAACAGCUGGAGCAACAACAAGUGGGACCACCAGGAACAACUGGGAGAAACCUUGCUGCCAAAAAUGACCUUUCAGGAAAGGUUGAAGUCCUCAUCAGACUCUGGUCUAGGAGAAGAAUUCACAAUCAAAGUGAAGAGGAAACCUGUGCAAGACCCUGAGCUGGACUGGUUUGCAGACAUGAUCCCAGACAUUAAACCUUCCUCCAUCUUGAUUUUACCUGAAGUGAGGACAGAAGUGGUUGUUCCCAGUCCCUCCAGUACUGUAUCCAGCAGAGAAGGUGCCUCCCAGAAUGUGCUGUUUUCUUCCAAAUUUGCAGCAGCGGACGUUAUUGAGGCUGAAGCUGCAGGCUGGGGUGAAGAAGAAGAGUUGAACUGGGAAGAUGAUACUAACUGGUAACGGGACUGAAAGAGACAAAGGCAGUCCAUGGUGUGUUGGAAUCUGUUAAGAGAAGUCACUGCCUUCCCAGUACCGUGGAUAAGUACCUCAGUGCUGCUUCUGCCAGAAGGCAGGCGUGUGCUGCAGCCGCCAGCAAGAUCCUGUGGGGCCCCAGCUCUCACAGUGGAUGCUCCUGUCCAGUCUGUGCCAAAACCUGCAGGGGUGAGGCCUGCGCUCCAGCAACAUGCUGAGCUGUGCCGUGUGCCUCUGCUACCGGGGAGAGGAACAGUGUGAGGGUGUGCUGGUGCCAAUGUGCUGCUGGAGCCAAGAGUGGUGUAAGCAGUUGUUCCAGAACUCAUCCCUGCUUUCAAAAACUGAUGACAAUAAAUGAAAGUCACACUGAGUUCCUUCGUUAACGUGCCUUUCUCCUUUUUUUCUUUUUUCCCCUUUUCAGAAAGAUAAAGCCUUAGCUUAAAAGGAGCCAUUUCUAACUUUUAAGAGAGGACAUUAAGAUGAAUACACACUUUAAGUAUUUAUUUCUGUUUGUAUAGUUCUGUCAGUGGGUGGCACAAGAUGUGCUAGGAGAACUGUGCAGUGAAGGACCACUGAACAUCAACUGCUUAAGCAUUGCAUUCUUUCUGCUUUUAACUGUGACCAAUAAAGAUUAUUUUUAAAGAUGACCCUAGCGUGGAAUGGAAGCACAGCAGGUAUACGGUCAAAGAACAGAGAGACUUAAAUUGUUAUUCUUGAGUGUAUUUUAAAAUUAAGAUAAAAACCACUGCCCAGUCACCUGUAUGUGACAGGCACAAAGGUAACUGUUACUUUUACAGCAGAUUCAAACAUCUUAGCAUACAAAACUCAGUCCCAUGAAACGUUUAUCGCCAUGCCGUAGCUUAGGAGAGCAAGCUAUCCAUGGGCAACAUACAAAAUGACAACUCUGAUGCACAAUGUCCACUAAAACAUCAGUCUGCCCAGCCAGUCAGUAUCAGAGAUGAGCCAACGCCUCACGCCUCCGUUCAUUCUGGCACUUUAACCAAAACAGCGACACAGCAGAGCAUCACCCUCUCAGUUUUUUUCUUCUCCAGCAAAGGUGGUACAAGGGCACCUCUCCCCUCAGAACUGGGAGCUGCUCUGUGUCACCGUCUCCAGAGCCUGCAGAACACCUU
This is a messenger RNA of Cuculus canorus (common cuckoo), 4099 nucleotides long. It is a transcript of the gene SCYL3, whose product is annotated as SCY1 like pseudokinase 3. NCBI's taxonomy places the organism in Eukaryota, Metazoa, Chordata, Aves, Cuculiformes, Cuculidae. The record is from RefSeq and is a predicted model, not a curated record. Bases 702 to 2954 code for a protein of 750 amino acids. Gene Ontology annotation, molecular function: protein kinase activity; ATP binding. Gene Ontology annotation, biological process: protein phosphorylation. The transcript has 15 exons.